Messenger RNA from Botrytis byssoidea, 2301 nucleotides. RefSeq lists its product as uncharacterized. The coding region runs from base 1 to 2301 and encodes 766 amino acids. The record is from RefSeq and is a predicted model, not a curated record. Gene Ontology annotation, molecular function: protein binding. NCBI's taxonomy places the organism in Eukaryota, Fungi, Ascomycota, Leotiomycetes, Helotiales, Sclerotiniaceae. The transcript is spliced from 3 exons.
AUGGAAGGUCUUUCCAGUGCUUCAGCUGCCUUCGCUGUUAUAUCCCUCGCCGUCCAGUUAGCCGAAAGUGUCAAAAAGCUAGUUGAGUUCUGGCAGGCUGUCGAAGAUGCACCAGGAGAUAUUUGUGACCUCUUCGACGAUCUGGAGUUUUUUUCGGCGGCCCUAAUUCAAAACCAGAAAAAGUUUGCUCAACAUAGCCCCUAUGAUCUGAUUGCCAAGCGAAUCUUAACAAAAUGUCAAAAGAGGAUUGAACAACUUUCGUCAAAACUGUCUCCUACGAUGGCCGCAUUUACCUCAUCUUCGUCUCGCAAGAGGAAGUGGGCUGCUCUGAAAAUUACUUUGAAAAAUGAAGAAAUCAGAAAAAUGCGUGCGUCGGUAGGAGAAUCUUUGGUGGCCGUGCAGAUGAUCAAGCAAGAUGCUAUUUUUGAUAUGGUGGAAAUAGCUCUCCGACAUCAAGAAGCUACCUCGAAGGGUAUGAGCGCGAUUCAAGAGUUUGUAGUACAAUACUCGCAAAACCACAGGCAUAUGGAUAGGUCCACAUCGCUUCUCCCCUCAUAUCAUAUGUCCAUACUCUCAGCGGGCGGGGAUACUUUAGAUGCAAGCCUGCCAUCUUUUUAUCAGGGCAGUAAAUUCCAUGUCUGUUCCCAGACUACCGACACCGUGGUCUUGCGGAACAAUCUAUCUGCGCCCUCGGGAGGAGUCUCUGUCAAUAAUGUCAAGGAAGAAAUCACUGCUCAAAGGGUUUCUAAAAUGCAGUCGUGGGAGGCUGACGGCCAGACACCUAUCUUCUCAUUUCGAGCCAGGUCCUCAUCGACAAAAAAGACAAGUAGACACGUACUGGGUUCUCGGGAGACAGUGGAGACAAAAGUUGGCGUAGUCUUCUAUCCAGCCAAAUGGUUACAUCGCCUGGGUGUAAAUGUGGGGAUUCGCAUGUCAGCAACCGUUGAUAAUGGUUGGAUGUUCACAUUCAAUUCCUUUGGUGCUGUUCCCGAGGAUGCAUUGAUUUUCGAUCUUUGUCGACAAGGCAGUGUUGCGGGUGUCAAGAUUCUUCUGGAUCGUGGCGACGCAUCUCUAGAGUGUGAGAAUCCGCAGGGUGAAACACCGUUAUGGACUGCUGUUCACCAUGGUCAAAUCGAUGUCGCGAGAUUUUUGAUUGCCGCUGGAGCCAAGAACACCGCUGAUAGCGAGAUCUGGCGAAAUAAUGUCGUGCUUGAUGCUCGGCUGAAAAUUGCCAUGAUCGAGACUUUAGACGUUUACUGUAAGCGCAGGGAUAGUAUAUAUGGUAGUAUUGGUAGAUUGUCUAUCUUCUACAGUCCAAGCAAACGACUCGAUAUGACACAAGAAGAAUUCUCCGACAACAUGUUAUGUGUAUUUAAAGCCCUAACACCAUCUCUACGCACAAGUAACAUAGCUCAAUUCGAAUAUCUUCGAGGCAUGGUAUCAGAAGGUCACGAAGGGAAGCUCAUACAUUGGUUGAUAAGCAGAGUCAAAGGAGCUUUCGAAAUAGUGAAUGGCAGCAUCAGCUCUUAUUCUUUACUUCACUAUGUAAUCGGGGCCCGGUUUCUUCAUAGAGAUCAGCUUUCUGUGAAAAUGAUCAUGGAGAGGACAGCAAACUUACACAUCUGCCAUGGUUAUGGGCCUUGGGGCUCAUACGAACCACAGACCCCAACAGUUCUUGCUAUGUAUGACCAAGAUAUGUUCAUUUCAUGGCGGAAGCUUCUUCAAGAAACAAAACAAGACAUGAGUGCGUUCAUUGAGCGGGAGCUCGAUGCUAAACUUUUGUCCUCUAAGGGCUGGACGAAAGCAACACUAGGGGCCUUGUUCCGACAUCACUUCAACACACCCAUUUACAAGGGAAGGAGAGCCUUCAAUGGAUUUCCCCAAUGUGACAGAUGCGGUCAUCUCGAUAUCAUUGUUGGCAUGAUGCGUCUCAAGAUAGAUCUCGAGUUCAGGAGGCAGCUUCGAGAAAUCAGAACUGGUCGUGCUUAUACGCCCUCUUCUUCGCAUACAAAAGCUGCGGAGGAUGGCUCAACCUGGACCGUAAUGGUUGACGAAAGUGAAAACACGAUUCCCAACAGCCAACGAAAGACAUGGCCACCAUUACCUUAUCGCUUUGUAUGCUCUGAUAAAUGCAAAGAUGGCAUAUCUGUUCACGAUGUAUUUGAAAACGACUUAGAAGACUCACCAGUGUUUCCGAUAUAUGUUUCUGAGGAGGAAAAAGUGCGCCUGGAACACUUACGCUUAGCAGAGGAAGAGGUAAAGUGUCCUACUUAUACGAUGCCUGGGGCUUUCACUCCAUAA